GCUAAGCUGAGCAGCAUCGUCUUCAUCAUCACAGUACAAAUGAAGAAGUAUGGCUGCACACUACAAAUAUGUCCCCGUGUUUUAACCAGAGCCAUGGUUAAAACAUUUCCAAGCGGACAGAACACUUUUUCACCAUGAGGAUCCACUGCAAGGUUGUGGCGAUCGCGGUAUGUUUCGGAGUUUUUCUACUUUUGUACUUUUUCUGGGGGAACGCUACGGACGAGCCGCCGCUGAAGGAAGUUGCGAAAGAAAAACAUUUUCAAUCCUUCAGUCAUAUCGAGGAUAUAGCACCGGCGAAUGAAGCGAAACAAACCAACGAAGAGCCACAAAAGCCACCGAAACUAAUCCGCAAAGAGCCGAAGUUGAGCGGCAGAGGAGGAGGAGGGAAUGUCAUCGCAAAGACUCGGCAGAAAAGUGAGGUGGGGCGUCCUGGGUCAAAGGUCACACAAGCAGAGGAUGUCAUGCACUUGGCAGUGGUGGCUUGUGGGAACCGUCUAGAUGAAACGCUCAACAUGGUUAAGUCAGCACUGCUCUUCAGCAUAAAGAAGAUCAAAUUUCACAUCUUUGCAGAGGAGGACCUGGCCAAACAAUUUGAAAAAGGGUUCAGUCAGUGGCCUCAGCCGGUGUCCUCCAGGUUUCACUAUAGCAUAUAUCCAAUCACCUUCUCUGUGGGGAAUGCAGACGAAUGGAAGAAACUCUUCAAGCCAUGUGCUGCCCAGAGGCUGUUUCUUCCCGUUAUCCUGAAAGACGUGGACUCGCUGUUGUACGUGGACACAGAUGUUCUCUUUCUUCGCCCUAUGGAUGACAUCUGGAAGUUUCUGAAGGCUUUCAACAGCACUCAGCUAGCUGCCAUGGCCCCAGAGCACGAGAUCCCCAAGAUCGGCUGGUAUAGCCGCUUCGCAAGACACCCCUUUUAUGGAGUCACAGGGGUCAAUUCAGGGGUCAUGCUAAUGAACCUCACACGGAUUCGUAGUACUCUGUUCAGGAACAGCAUGAUCGCCAGCGGUCUUUCGUGGGAAAAUCUGCUUCACCCUCUCUAUCAGAAAUACAAGAACCACAUCACAUGGGGAGACCAAGACCUCCUCAACAUCAUCUUCCACUACAAUCCAGAGUGUUUGUACAUAUUUCCAUGCCAGUGGAACUACAGGCCAGAUCACUGCAUGUAUGGAAGCAACUGCAAGGCUGCGGAAGAGGAGGGGGUGUCUAUUCUUCAUGGUAACCGUGGCGUGUACCAUGACGACAAGCAGCCCGCCUUCAGGGUGGUGUAUGAUGCCAUACGUGAGUAUCCUUUUGAGGAGAACUUGUUCCAGUCUUUAUUUUACCCUCUUCAGACUAAGUUCCUAGACACAGUUAACACCCUUUGUGGAAGGAUACCACAAGUGUUCCUCAAACAGAUUGAGAAGACCAUGAGGGCUGUUUAUGAGAAAAAAGUGGUGCGCCGUGUCCGACUGCCACACGAGUAAUGAGCCUCGACUGCAUUUCAGCAUCAUAAGGAAGAAUCUCGGCCUGCUGCUUGAAUCAGAGUGAUCUUUUUCAUCGAAGACGAGCAAUGCCAAAGGCAAGCUACAUUUGGUCCAUUAGGCACAGUAUGAGCUUCAUGAGCCAGAGGAGUUGGAGAUUUAAGCUGGAAGUUUCAUUUGAGCAGACGUUUUGGUCUGCUGAAUGGAAACCGCAAUGCAGGAUGAAUGGGAUACCAUCAAAACUCUUGAAACAGAGAAGUGACCAAAUGCAUCGAGUGUCUCCAACUGUGGGGAAACCAACCACCUGAAUGUUCCUGAAAGAAUAUGAGAGACUCGUUGACAACGCUGUUUUUAGCCAAUCCAAAAAUAUAGAUUCAUAACUGUUUAUUUACAACUGUGUUGUACCAUUUUUCAGCAUCUAGUUCAUUAUGUCUGGUAUUACACAAUUGGAGCAUUUGUGUCUCAGUAUAAUUUAUCUAAUUCUUGUCCUUAAGUGGCUGCACCAGUUUGUUUGUGCAUUCUGCUGCUAAACAACGCCUUGUUUUCAAGCCACACAAAUGAAUGUAGCAUGCAGAAACAACCAAAGAGAACUAGCCUGUCAGCCUUUAGAGCUCAGCAAGAUUCAGUUUAAGCACAGCCCUAAUGGUGGAUGAUCACACUGUUUACAUUGAAGAUGACUUGUUAGUAAGACUACUAGAAAGAAGCCUGAUGUUGUAAUUUUGUCAUUGGGGUUGCAUUUUAAUAUAUAUAUAUAUAUAUAUCAUUUCAUGAGAAAACCUUUUGUAAGAAUUCCUCUUAAGUCUGUUGUCCUGUAUAUUGAUACGACAAGCCUAUUCUGAUGGACAUAAUGAAUUUGAUGUUGAAUUUGUGGUGGAAUGUAUUUUUUUGUAUAAUCUGCAACAGUCUGAGAGCUACGCAAAAGGUCUAAAUGUUAAAGUAUUUUUUAGCAAUAUUCAGACCGGUCAAGUUUAAAGGAAACAUUUGUUGUUUUACCCUGUGCUUUGUUAGGAGUUUGAACUUCUGCCAUAGUGGGAUUGAACUAAUGCGAUCAUUUAAAAUAAAUCAUAUGCACUGAUUAGAAAGGUUUGCACAUCAUAACAGUAUACAUAAAAAUAAAACUACGAUAAAACAAUGCACAGCUGUACAGUUUACAGUUCAGUGCACUUUUUAAUACUGAAUUUGGAGAAAAUAAAAUUAAAGGAAAAAAUGGCAAGAUUUACAAAACAAACUCUCUGCACCCCGUAUGAUCAGUUUACCCAUCUCUUAAAAAAAAUGAAAUCCAUUCAAUUUUGUGUAAUUGCAGCCUUUUUAUUUUGUUGACUGUUUCAGUGUGACAGUAAGAAUAUAGAAGGCAAGAGUGUGUUGUGAUGUGUGUUUUGAUAUGUUCAUUAGCACAAUGUGCUUAAUUAUAUGUGUGACCAGUUUCCAGCCUCUUGUCACUGGUCUGGGAUCAGUGAUGACAUUUCUUUAACUGGAAACUCAGGAGACUUUUAUACAUCUCAUGUUAUCUCUAUGUGAAGAGAUGCACCAGCGAGGUUUAUUGUAUCCAGUGU
Messenger RNA from Sinocyclocheilus rhinocerous, 3013 nucleotides. Its product is annotated as glucoside xylosyltransferase 2-like. Lineage: Eukaryota; Metazoa; Chordata; Actinopteri; Cypriniformes; Cyprinidae. Gene Ontology annotation, biological process: protein O-linked glycosylation via N-acetylgalactosamine. Gene Ontology annotation, molecular function: UDP-xylosyltransferase activity. The transcript is spliced from 7 exons. The record is from RefSeq and is a predicted model, not a curated record. The coding region runs from base 135 to 1463 and encodes 442 amino acids.